UUUUAAACUUUGACGUGCAAACACCACAUUCCCAUACCAGGAACAAUUUCACAAUUUUGUUUCAUCGGUUACGAAUGCGUUCGUCGCCCGUUUGAAAACACACAGUUAACGAUCAAACACCGGGGACUAUAUUUAGUAAAGAAAAAUAACGGAAAUCUAUAUAAAAAAAAACAAUAUUGAAAUGCAAUUAAAUUGUUAAAAGUGAAUGGAUUAAAAAUUAAUAAAAACAACAACAAUUUUCUAUAAGUGAAAACAAAAUUAAUCAACAAACCCCAAAAGUGGAUUAAAGUGUAAACAAAAAACCAGAACAAUUCCAACCAAGAACUUUACAUCAAAAGAAGUUUCAGCUCAAGUGCCACAUGUUGACGGACUGUUGCACAAGUCACGUGUGUUGCCAAGUCUAACUAAAGCACAACAAAAAACACGACAUCAACAACAACACAAAUGUUUUCGUUAAAUUUCAUAAUUGUAAUUGUUAAUCUAUUAGUGUUGAUAAUGGGUCUAUCAACGGCGGCACCCACCAUCUCCACCAGUACACUAAUAAAUAAUAACAGUGAUAAUAAUCAUAAUGAUAAUAAUGCUGCCUUAUUAUCAUCCAUAUCUGCCGGAACCGCUGCAGAAUCCUCAACAACUGCAACUCAAAAUGCUGCAUUACCAGCAGCCGCCAAUUCUUGGCGUUUAGGCAAACGCCAUCGUAAACGUCACAGCAAUUGGAAUAUCUACAAUAAUUUCAAUGAAAAUUCCAGCAUCGUUGAAUGGUCCAAUCCGUGCGGUGGAGUUUUUGACCCCAGUGUCAAAAAUACCCGGCGACCAAGUAAACAGGAGCAGAGAAAGAUUUAUAAAUUUUUGAAGAAUACCGCACUUCAUGAUUUGAAUCGCUUGAAUGACAGCCACCGCCAGGAUAUUAAUAUCAGUAAUAUCUGGGAUUGGAGGCUACACAAUUAUAGAUAUAAAUUCUUGCCAAAAUUGAAAUUGAACUCCAGUAUUGCCCUCAAACGUUGGUAUCGCAAUAUGCAAACCUAUGUUGCCUCCUUUGCCUAUUUGCGUCGCAUUCAAUACACCUACGAUCAUUCGAAAUCUCAACGUGAAAGCAAUACGUCACAGGAGCUCAAGGAGUUGCUGAAAAGUUCUCGCAACAUGUUGUGCGAGAUGGAGGCAGCCGUCAACAAGACACAUCCCUAUAAAUCACUGCAAAUGCCCGUUAUAACGCGUACACAAAUGAACAAACGCCUUAAACUGCUCACCAAGGAGCGUGUGGAUAAAAAUCCUCAUGAUUUGCAGGCAGCCGAUUCCAUAGAUUUGAAAUUUGUAAAAUAUCACUAUUUCGAAUAUCUAAAGAAUAUGGGACAGAUUUUAAGGAAAUUCAUUAAAAACAUAAAAAACAAUCAAAACUCAACAGGUUCGAGGGCGAACUCAACACAAUUUAAUGAAAUUGAAAAGUCCCCCGGCACAAAACGAAAAUCGGGGCAAAGGGCGAAGAGAACCAAAAACAGGAACAAGUUAGCUUAGGGGCAGCAAUCCAGCCUUGGCAUGCGUUAACCUAUGAAGAAUCUUAAGCAGAAUCCACCCGCCUUCUAAUCUCUAAGCAUUCCAAACUUAAUUAUUUCUGGAUUUCCAAUAAUAUUUAUAAUAUUCUAGUCAUUCCAGUCAAGAAAACAACAACAACAACUACUUUCCACAAUUUUGGUUCCUAUAAUUUAUAAAUUAACCAUUGCAAAUUGAACUUAGUCUCACUCUCCCUCUCUCUCACCCUCCCCAUCAACCUCCAUUAUUUAUCAUCAAAAAAAUGACAAACAAGAGAAAAAAAAGUAUUAUUAGUUUGUAACACACAACAACAACAAGAACUCAACGCCACAUUCCCCAAAUGUAAAUGAAUUACUAUUAUUUAUAGAAAUGUUCCUAUUUAUAGAAUUUCCAAGUAAAUUACAAUCGUAACCUGUGAUAUUAGUGUUUUAAGUGAAAUUGAAGUAUUCUCUUCCUCACUCUCCCGCUCUCUCUCUAUUUGAUUGUAAUUUAAUUGCUAGGCCGUAAGUGUAUUGUUUAAGUAAUGUAUGUAUGUAAGUAGCUCUGUAGUGUGUGUAAUUUAUUAUCGAUAUUGUUUAUAACAAUUAGCCGUUUAAGUAUUAUUAUGUUUAUCAUUAUUUUUAUUAUUAUUUGUUAGUUUUUAAGCAUUUUUUUGAUAUGAAUGAAGAAAGUGAAAAGAAGUGAAAUGAAGAAAUAUAAAUACAAAGAUGAAAAAUCUUA
This is a messenger RNA of Musca domestica (house fly), 2244 nucleotides long. RefSeq lists its product as uncharacterized. The coding region runs from base 445 to 1509 and encodes 354 amino acids. Lineage: Eukaryota; Metazoa; Arthropoda; Insecta; Diptera; Muscidae. The record is from RefSeq and is a predicted model, not a curated record. The transcript has 3 exons. Gene Ontology annotation, biological process: cell surface receptor signaling pathway via JAK-STAT; embryonic development via the syncytial blastoderm.